Pristis pectinata (smalltooth sawfish) is the source of this 2353-nucleotide messenger RNA. Its product is annotated as Krueppel-like factor 4. The record is from RefSeq and is a predicted model, not a curated record. Gene Ontology annotation, biological process: regulation of transcription by RNA polymerase II. The transcript has 5 exons. NCBI's taxonomy places the organism in Eukaryota, Metazoa, Chordata, Chondrichthyes, Rhinopristiformes, Pristidae. Bases 342 to 1562 code for a protein of 406 amino acids. Gene Ontology annotation, molecular function: DNA-binding transcription factor activity, RNA polymerase II-specific; RNA polymerase II cis-regulatory region sequence-specific DNA binding.
GUUGGUCCUGACAGUCUCGCGCUCCAGGGACGCCGAGCCGCGCGCUGCCUUGCACCAGCAGCAUCAGGAAGACACCAGCAAACACCGCACUAACUGUAAAUCCCGAGGAAUACCAGCAGCAAAUCCAGCACCAACAGUGCUGCCGUCCCCGUGGAGCGAAUGCACAGUCAUGCCUCUCCUGCAAUAGAAAGCCCCAGCUGCCUUUCCUCCCAUCUGUUCCGUGUCUCUGCACUCCGGCUCAAACUAAGAGACCAGUAGGAAGACAUCGCACUCCAUGCCCCGGCCGUCCCUAGUGCAGGUGCUCCCUGUCGCAGGUUUUGCAAUUGCUCAGCUCAGUAUUAAUGAGGCGGCCGCAGACUGAGUUUGACAUGGCUCUGUCCGGGACCGUCCUCCCGCCUAUAAACACGUUCGCCACCAGCUCGAACGGGAAGGGUAUGGAACCAUCCACGGGACAACACAUGGCGUACAAUAGAUGGAGGGGAGAGAUGACUAACUUGAGACGGUCCAUGGAGAGCGACAGCCAGAACGUGGGAUAUAGAAGGGAGGACGAGGAAUUGAGCGAACUCUUAGAUCUAGAUUUUAUUUUAUCCAACACGAUGCAUUCGGAAUCGAUGGGAAACACUGCCAAUAGCUUCAACUGCCCCAUGUCUAGCGCAGCGGGGAAUGCGGCGGACGUGUAUCAGAGAGAGUCUUACAGCAUAACAGACAUCAGCGAGGGUCCGCCGAGCGGUGGGAGUCUUGUGGCCGAAUUGCUGAGACCGGACCUGGACCCCAGUUACUGCCACCCCCGUAGCCUGCAUGGCAAGUUCGUACUGAGGACAGCGGCGGAGGCGGGGGAUUACAACCAGGCGGUGCACGUUGCCAAACCCGCCCCGCCCAUCGAUGCGCACCUGAGCCACCUUCAGCAGGUGUGCCAGAAAGUGAAGCAGGAACCGCUCAGCGUCAGCGCCACAUGUGCAAUGGGAGGAGGGCUGGACGGGCGUGUCGGUGCAACCCAAGUGCCCGGACCCAGUCACAGGCAAGCCUGCCGACCGAGGCAGAAUCAGGACGGGUUCAGCAGCAGGGUGACCUCACCCCUGGCUUCAGAGGACAUUCUCAACAGGCCGUGCAACUCAUCUCAGCUCCUGGCGCCCCAGAGACCCACCAGUAUCCCUCUGCAGCAGACUUUCACCCAGGCAGGCAGUUACACUCACUUCCAGGAGCAAACUGCACUCCAGUAUCAAGAGCUGUUACCCUCGGGGUACCCACCUCGGGAAGAGAAGCCCAAGAGAGGUCGCCGCUCCUGGCCCAGGAAGAGGGUGGCUACUCACACGUGUGACUAUGCCGGCUGUGGGAAGACGUACACCAAAAGCUCACACCUGAAGGCACACCUCCGGACACACACAGGUGAGAAGCCCUAUCACUGCGACUGGGAAGGCUGUGGCUGGAAGUUCGCUCGCUCCGAUGAACUGACGAGACACUAUAGAAAACACACGGGACAUCGUCCUUUCCAGUGUCACAAAUGCGACCGAGCAUUUUCCAGAUCCGAUCACUUGGCUCUGCACAUGAAAAGACACCUGUAGUUAAACAGCAGCACAGCAUGGAACUGCUCUAAGGCUUCGACCUGUAAUAUAAAUACUCACUGCCUUAUACACUGCAUCCUUGGGCGCACGCAAAGGACAUUGACGUACUCCAGUGUGUCCUGGUGAAUAAUAUUAGCCUGAAGUGGAAUCUAUCUGCUGAGGUAGCCGAUGCAAAGCUUCAAGAUGCGCUCUAACGAGCUCCGUGCGGCCCGUGAUCAACUGAAAUCAUCCGAGAUUAGGAAACAGGGUAAAAAAAAAUCAGGGUCAUUGCUAUCUCAUGUGCCUUACAACAGCCCUAAACUCUCGAGAAACCAGCGGAUUCACACUAACGGUCCAAGCAACUCAAUUCCUUUGUACAAAGAGGGAAUUCAGGUACAGAACGCCUGUUCUAUAUAUAAACAAAGAAAAACUUGAUGUGACGGUGUUCACAGACUGUCGGCCAGAUUUUACAAAAUGGAAAACUAUGCAACAAAUUCUGCCACUGGAUAAGAAGAGAUGCAAGUUCAGGUUUACGGUAUUGUCAAAGGUCAGGUAACCGUCUCUCCUUCAUAUCGCUAAAUAUCACUCCGUGGUCUCUGUGCAAUAAUGAUUAUUAAUUUUAUAAUAUUCUAUACUUUAAAGCAGAACAGAUUGCAUUUCUAUAUUUUACUCGACAUAUUUUAUCUAAUGUACAUUUUAUGUGAUAAUUUUGUACAUUUGUAAAUAAGGAGUAAACAUUUUCAUCAUUUUGGAUAUUGCAUAUAGUGUUUUUUUUGGAAAAGGAAAAUGUAAUAAACUUAAAAUUUCUGUAU